This is a messenger RNA of Peronospora matthiolae, 351 nucleotides long. Lineage: Eukaryota; Oomycota; Peronosporomycetes; Peronosporales; Peronosporaceae. The record is from the annotation of a GenBank genome assembly.
AUGGGUGCUCCGGUGAGCUGGGGAAGCAUAAAGCAGUCAAAAGGCAAGUGGGUGCAUCGAUUGCUGUGCGAGAUUCUGGAUGCCGCAGAGUACAAGUCUGGACCCGAGCUCAAGAUCAUGGAAGAUAACCAAUCGUGCAUCAAGAUGACGAACAAUCCUGUGAACCAUGGUCGGGCCAAGCACAUCGACAUCAAGUACCAUCACAUUCGUGAUGAAGUCAAGCGUGGUGAUGUCACUUUAAAUUACUGUGAGACUACGAUUAUGUUGGCGGACAUCAUGACCAAGGGACUGCCAGGACCGCGUCACAAGGACUUGACGGCAGCGCUCGGCAUACACGCGUGUUUGCAUUAA